ACGAGUACGAAACUCCGGUUGUGGUUGUCGUGGCCCCAGCUUUAUAGAUGUUCUCGUCUGCGAUUUAUAAUUAAAUCACAGUAACUCGGAACACAGAGAGAGAGAGAGAGAGAGAGGAAAUAAAAACGAAAAAUAAAAACAAAUAAAAACAGAAACUAAAACAUAACAGCCCCCGCAAAAAAAUCAAGAGAAGUCCCUAAAAAAAUAACCAACUGCAGCUUUCGAGCAUCAUUUUUAUUGACAUUCAUCUUAGUCGCCUGUCCGCCUGUCGCCUGUCACUGUCCCCAAAUCCCUGGCCCCCGGAUAACCACCGACUAAGCCCCCGGUACUCACCCGUCGUGGUCGUCGUGUGUCGCGUGUUGCAAGUGCGUGGGUCCCAUCAAAUCACUGGAUAUAUCAGCCGUACCGACACGCGCGCCGUUUUUGAUUUUUCGCUUAGCGGCACAAAAAUUGGGUCUCCCCAAAAAAAGAGCAAAAAUCGAAAAAAUCUACGGGAGUAUAUACAGUGCAGAGGCAGCUCGUGUCGCCUCUUGGAUUCUACAGACACAAGCCGCCGCCGACUCUGUGUAUACAUUGUGUUUAAUGCAUUUCCCAGAUAUGUAAAUCAUGCCGAAAUUCUAUUGGAAUUUUUGUCAACGCCAGUGAAUUUGGUAAACAGCCGUAGCAGGAGUAGGAGCAGCCGUUCGCCAGGAUAACCCAGCAUCGUCCUGCGAAGGAGCCACGACCAAGACAGCUUGGUCUGAGACCGUCUCACGGGGUCAUCCAUCCCAGUUGUUGAACACUAUUUAAGAAUCUUGAAAAGAAGGAUACCAGCAGCAUCAGCAACAGCAGCAGCAACGACCAACUUUCCACUCGAAGCAAAUUAAAAGAAAGGAAAAGAAAAGAAAGGACUCCGUGUCGAACUUGCAGGACGACUGGGCGACAGGACGAGGGCAAAAUCAAUACUGGCAAAGUGUGGCCAAAGUGCUGAGUAAUGUGGAGUAAUGGAGACCUUUUUGCUGGCGGCGGCAACAUGAUGUGAAACAUGGCAAUCGAAUCAACCGAAGCCAUUUAGGGUCAUCAAUUUCCAGGGUCGUGGAAAUCGAAGGAACGAAGCCAUAUGCACCGCAACAUGGAGCGUAGGAGGAGCCCAGGGAGCCCAAGGAGCAGGAGCAGGACACCGAUGGCUCUGCCAGUCUGCUGGCUACUCCUCUGCCUGGUGGCCUGGACCUGGGCGGACGACUGGUCGCUGAGCUGCGCCUCAAACUGCACCUGCAAGUGGACCAAUGGCAAGAAGUCGGCCAUCUGCAGCUCCCUGCAGCUGACCACCAUUCCGAACACGCUGAGCACCGAGCUCCAGGUGCUGGUGCUGAAUGACAACCACAUACCGUACCUCAACCGUGAGGAGUUCUCCGCGCUGGGCUUGCUGAACCUGCAGAGGAUCUACCUCAAGAAGUCGGAGGUUGCGUACAUACACAAGGAGUCCUUUCGCAAUCUGAAGAUCCUGGUGGAGAUCGAUUUGUCGGACAACAAGCUGGAAAUGCUCGACAAGGACACAUUCAUGGGAAAUGACAGGCUGAGGAUCCUGUAUCUGAAUGGGAAUCCCCUGAAGCGCUUGGCCGCCUACCAAUUUCCCAUUCUGCCCCACCUGCGGACCCUGGACAUGCACGACUGCCUGAUAUCCUAUAUAGACCCCAUGUCGCUGGCCAACCUCAACCUGCUGGAGUUCCUUAACCUGAAGAACAACCUGCUGGAGAGCCUCAGCGAAUACGUGUUCCAGCACAUGGCCAACCUGAAGACCCUGUCGCUGGAGGAGAAUCCCUGGCAGUGCAACUGCAAGCUGCGCAAGUUCCGGGGCUGGUACGUCAACAGCCGCCUAAGCUCGGUGAGUCUGGUGUGCAAGGGUCCACCGGCGCAGAAGGAUCGCACCUGGGACAGUGUCGACGACGAGCUGUUCGGCUGUCCUCCGCGCGUGGAGAUCUUCAACAAUGAGGAGGUACAGAAUAUAGACAUUGGGAGCAACACCACUUUUAGCUGCCUGGUUUACGGGGAUCCGCUGCCCGAAGUGGCCUGGGAGCUGAAUGGCAAGAUCCUGGACAACGACAAUGUGCUCUUCGACACGGAGAGCAUCGCCUCGGACAAACUGUGGAGCAACCUCACCGUGUUCAAUGUGACCAGCCUGGACGCGGGCACCUACGCCUGCACGGGGUCUAAUAGCAUCGGGAGCAUGACCCAGAACAUCAGCAUCUAUCUCAGCGAGAUAGUGCAGCAUGUGCUGGAGAAGACGCCGGAGACAUUCUGGUACUUUGGCCUUAUUAUGGGCAUCUUUGGCACCGUCUUCCUCCUCAUAUCUAUAUCCUUUGUGGUCUGCCUGUGCAAGAGGACCACCCGGCAGCAUCGGCAUGCCAACAAGGCGGGAGUCAAGUCCAGCGUGAGCUUCAACGAUCAGGAGAAGAAGCUCCUGGACUCGAGUGUCACGACCACUACGAACGAUCGCGGCGACAGCUAUGGCAUCGACAACCAACCCACGUCCAUGGGCAUGAACAAGGCGGAAUCGGCUGGGAUGGGCUUCAACCAGAUCGAGAUCCAUGCGGUGGAAAGCCAUCGUCAUGGCAGCAUGUUGGUGCAGCAACAGCAACAGCAUCCCCAGUCGCAGCAACAACACCAGCUCCAGCAGCAGCACCAACAGCAGCAGCAACAGCAGCAGCAGCAGGUGUCGCGCCAGCAGCUAAUGGCCACGGUGAAGGAUCCCACCUGCGGCGGCAUGAUAAGCGUGCCCACCUCAAUGGCCGGCCAUGCCCACACGCAUCCCGCUCAGAUCUCCGAGGAGUUUCCACUGAACGUGGGCGUCUUUCCGCCGCCGCCCGAGUUCUGCUCGAACAUUGUACCGAAUCCCGCCUUUGGCGGCAACAUCUUCAUCCGUGUCUCGGUAACCCAGGACAUGCUGGAUGGCGCCGAUCUCAACAUGUAUCCGGAUUUGCUGAACAUACCCAAGAGGCUGCAGGAUGUGCAGGAGACGGGAGCGGGUACCAUGGCCGUGCCGGAGGGUCAAUUUGCCACGCUGCCCAGGCAUGCGGCCAGGCGGGGAAUCCUGAAAAAAGACUCUUCUCUGCAGCAGCAGAUGCAGAUGCAACAACAGCAGCAUCAACAGCAACAGCAGUUGCAGCAGCAACUCCAGCAGCAACUCCAGCAGCAGCAGCAACAACACCAACUCUAUCCCCAUGACGAGAUCGUGACCUACAACCUGGAGGCCAGCGGCUACGAGCCCCACCAGUCGGCGGUGUACCACGGCAAUGCCAUGGAGCUGCCACCGCCACCGCCGCCGCCCUCGGUCACAGCGGUGGUGCAGUGCCAUCAUCCGAAUCCCAGCCAGAAUACCGCUCUCUCGGCGGCCAGUUGUGCCAGCUGCAUCAACAAUGCCGGCGGUCCGCCGUUGCAGCAGCCGACGAACUCUUCUGGUGCCUGCCAGACGCCGCCCAUUGGUGAGGUGACGCCGCUGAGGCCACUGGACAGCUCCGCUUAUCCCAAGUACGACAACAUGGGUCGCCGGAUUACAGCCAGCGGAGGACUGGGCGGCUCCACGCUCUCCCUGCACGACGAGGAGCGGUACGAGAGCGAAACUCUGUUCAAUGAGGCGGAGAAGCAGCCCAGUGGCAUGCCAGAGCAGAUGCAGGAGCAGCAGGAGUCUUCCCAGAGCCAGGAUAAAGGCGGCGGUCCUGGCGAGUUUGUGUCGCUUUAGUAUUACGGAACCCAGGUGUAAAUAGGUCAAUAGAUUCGUGAACAGUCCCCCCAAACCUAACUCACAAGAAAGAUCCCUCGAAAUCCUAGGCAAUCGUUUUGUUCAUAUCAGUUUGAGAAGCGAGUGCUAUGAAUGCUCUAAGUAAUACAUAAAUAAUUACUUAAAUAAUUAAAUCAAUAAUUAAAUAGUGAAGCCAAACAAGACACAUUCUAUUAACUGCCACAGGACCCUGAAAAAAACUCAAGAACUAAAGAGCAAUUAAAGCAGAAUCAAAAGAAAUUAGGGGAGGACUCUUUGGGGUUUUCAUUUUCAUAGAUUUUCAGUAUUCUUAAAUGGAAAAUUAUUUAAAAUGGGUAUUAAAUGUUUACCUUUAUAAAAGUAUUUUCUUGUGUUUUAUAAAUGUAAACGAAGCUCAUAUAUUUGGUUCCA
Messenger RNA from Drosophila kikkawai, 4147 nucleotides. RefSeq names its product kekkon 6 (gene kek6). Gene Ontology annotation, cellular component: endoplasmic reticulum membrane. Gene Ontology annotation, molecular function: protein binding. NCBI's taxonomy places the organism in Eukaryota, Metazoa, Arthropoda, Insecta, Diptera, Drosophilidae. The record is from RefSeq and is a predicted model, not a curated record.